Molecule: messenger RNA, 2808 nt
Organism: Spodoptera exigua (beet armyworm)
Lineage: Eukaryota; Metazoa; Arthropoda; Insecta; Lepidoptera; Noctuidae
Source: the annotation of a GenBank genome assembly
AUGCCGCUAGUGCCGCAGGACGUAAGAGGAGUGAGUACCCGUUCAAUGUCAGAAGCGCAGCGUGUGAGGGAAGAGGGUGCUGCAGCUCAAACCAGCGAUGCAGAAGCCAAGCCUGUGCAGGUGGAUCUUCUGCUACAGCUGCAGCACAUGAUGGCAGAGCAAGCGCGCCGCCAAGAAGAGCAAGCGCGCCGCCAAGAAGAUCAAGCGCGCCGCCAAGAAGAGCAAGCGCGCUGUCAGGCAGAACAGCUGCGGGAGCUGAAAGAAGAGCAAGCGCGCCGCCAAGAAGAGCAAGCGCGCCGCCAAGAAGAGCAAGCGCGCCGCCAAGAAGAGCAAGCACGCUGUCAGGCAGAACAGCUUCGGGAGCAAGCACGCUGUCAGGCAGAACAGCUUCGGGAGCAAGCACGCUGUCAGGCGGAACAGCUACGGGAGCUGAAAGAAGAUCAAGCUCGCCGCCAAGAGGAGCAAGCGCGUCGCUUGGAAGAGAUGCAUAAGGAUUUCACGAAGGGACUGCAAAAGGCUGUCGAACGGGUACAAGAAGUGGAGGAAGGGUUAGGCAAGUUGAAACUUCGCGUCAUGGCGAUAGAGGAGAGACUGGAAGAAGAGAUCUCCAAAAUCAAGCAGGAAGUGACAAACCCAAGCCCUUUGAAGAGCCGAAGCCGUCUUGCAGCCGUUUUUGACGCCCCAAAUGCGGCCUUAAGCGCAACGAAAGGGCUCAAGAUUCCCCAUUACGACGGAACAACAUCCUGGACUGCGUUCAAGCUACAGUUUGAGACACUUAUGGAGGCUUAUGGUUGGACUCAGAAGGAAGCACAGUCAGCCCUUACCCUGGCCCUCCGUGAUCAAGCGCUCUCAGUGCUGGAAGCUAUCGGCGCAAGUGGGGAUCUCAGCUUUAGUGCCCUCCUCGACGCACUUGAAGCACGUUUUGGAGACAGCCACCUCGAGCACGUGUAUAGAGCGCAAUUAAAAGAGCGUACUCAGCGUGCUAAUGAGAGCCUACAGCAAUGGUCCGUGGAAAUCGAGAAACUUGUACGUCGAGCUUUCCGGUCGACUCCGUCAAUGAUUGAAGGCACGCUUCUCCAAGCGUUCAUUGACGGUAUUCGGGACCCAGAAGUACGAGCUGCUGUUCAUCUGGGCCAUCACAAGAUCAUGAAAGAAGCUCUGGCCCAUGCAUUGGAAGUGGAAGCCGUGCGUAGCAACUCCCGUACCUUACGUCUGCGGGAAAUGACGACAACGGAGCAGGCUUUCAUAGCAAACAAAGACCUAAUGAUGGAGACUCUCCGAAGGUUUGGGCCGCAGUACUGUGACGUGGAGACAAUGCUGUGGAACGUUUCCGUCAUGCUGCGAGGUUUGACCCUCAAUAUUGACAGGCGUAAUAAGAAACCUAUCCCGAUUGUGGUGUACAUAGUCUCCAUCUCAAUUUGUUUGGGUUAUUUCUACGUAUACCUGGUGUCUAUGAGCUGGUUCGUAUUCCACCGCUGUCAAGAGACCGGUGAUCUUCUGGCAGCCAUCAUCGUCUUCUCCUUGGGAGUCUCCAGCGAGAUCGGAACUGUUAAGCUGAUUUUUAUGUUCUUACAUAUUGGCAAAGUGCGGCGUAUAGUGUCAGAAUGUUUGGAGUGCGAUUCCCUAGUGGUGGCUGGUUCCCGGUUCUCGACCAACCUACUGAGGACCCUGACGGUGGUGAAGAAACGAGCUCUGAUGUUCUGGGUGGUGAUUAUUGGCAAUGGUGUUGUGUAUGUUGCCAAACCAAUCAUAUUGCCCGGCCGCCAUUUUACUGAAGAUAAGUUUAUACUUUAUGGUCGAACGGAAAUCACGUUGCCGCUCCGGGGAGUGCGGAGAGCGGAACGGCAACGUUGUAAAAACGCGUGGCGGGGAAUGCUAACAGUUCGCCGGUCGGUAACAGCGCCGCGCGUCAACAUGGCAGUUUUCGACACGACAAAAUUAAUAGAAGAAGUUAAACGUAGAAAUGUGUUGUGGAUGAGUGGGAAUCGCAGUUCUCAUGGAGAAGCCGAUGCUAGGAUUAAAGCAUGGGAAGAAAUUGCAGCGGCUUUAUACCACGAUUGGAACGUUUGCUCGGAAAUACAAAGAAUACAGAGACGUUUGGAACCAAUGGAUCAGAACCCAAACUACCAGAUAGCCACGAUCCUGUGUAUGGCAGGAGUCAUCUUCACAUGCUACCUUCCAGCUAACAUCACUGCAUUCCUUAUUGUAGUCACCGGUUACAUUGAAGCACAAAUGCUGUCCCUCACAGAAGAGCUGCUACACCUCUGGGAAGAUGCAGAUUCCCACUAUUACGUUACACAUCAGACGAACGCAGUUUUAGAAGAAAGUAUAGAAAACACAAUAUUAAGAAACAAAGUCAUAAACGAUUAUAUAGAAAGCCAUCUCAAGGACAUUAUAAAGACGCACGGAAGAAAUAUUAACUUAUUACAUCAAGUUGAAAGUGUCUAUAGUGGGGCUAUAGCUUUGGAAUUUGUUAUUUUAGGGGUUGGUCUAAUAGCAGAAUUGUUAGGAGGACUAGAAAACACGUAUCUGGAGAUACCAUUCGCUUUAGCCCAAGUCGGAAUGGACUGUUUCACAGGUCAGCGGGUCAUGGAUGCCAGCUUAAAGUUUGAAAGAGCAGUUUAUGAUUGUAAAUGGGAGAACUAUAAUCUUUCUAAUAUGAAGAUAGUCCUGAUGAUGCUCCAAAAUUCUCAGAAGACAAUGAAGUUGUCAGCUGGUGGCAUUAUCAUGCUCAGCUUCAGCUGCUUGAUGCAGGUCUUUCGAUCAAUAUACUCCGCGUAUACGACACUAAGGUCGACUAUGAAAUAG